GCUGGAUGAAUCUAAAGAGGACAUAACUUGGCAAGAUGAACACUCAGCUCCUUUCUCCUGGGAAACAAAGAGUCAGAUGGAGUUCAGUGUUGCAUCUCUGUCCAUACAAGAACAAAGUGGUACCCAGUUGCAAAAUGAGCAGAGGCAGCCAGUUAAAGCAGCACCUGGCGUCCAAGUCCCUAAAUCUUCUCAGGCUAAUAAGACCCCGGGCUCUGAUGGGCUAAUAGCAUCCAGAAAGGAAGAGGAGUCCUCUUUCUGGAAGAUAAAUGCAGAGCGCUCAAAGUUUGAAGGAGACAAAUCUGAGUUCCAGUCCCUGACCCCUAGCCAGAUCAAGUCCAUGGAGAAAGGAGAGAAACCCCUUCCCUCUUUCUACAGACAAGAGUCUACUCCAAAGGAGAUGGCAAAAGCAGAGAAGCCCAGCAUAACUAAACCAGAGAAGUCUGUCACCCCCAGUCUUCCUUCUGCAUCUCUAGAAUGGGAGAAACCUCGACCCAGUCAACUCCCUUCCAGUUCUCUAGAUGACUUCUUUCUUCCUGACCCACCACAAGACCUGGCACCUGCUAGGACAACUAGUGAAGAUCCUGAUGGUAUUACACUUACAGAGCCACAAAUUCCUGGACAGAGUAAUACAAGCAAUGUUAUCUUGAAGACUGGCUUUGAUUUUCUAGACAACUGGUAAAAGAUGCUUCAAAAUAGUUGAAACCAAUUUUGGGGAAGGAAUGGAGCAUCCUCCUCCUUGUAUGUUAAUGUAUUAGCAUCUGUGUCUUUUUCUAGAAGUAACUUUCAAAAUCUUAAAUGUUGCCUUUGUAUAAACUUUUGUAAUACCAGAUGCGGUUUUGGUUUUUAAACAGUGAUAGAAGUGUGGUCUCACUAGGAUUUUUUAAAAAAAAAAAAUCUGUUAAAUUUUUUUGUAGUUAUUGCAAUGAGAAGAUGGGGAAGUUACCAUAUAUAUGUUAAAGAUAAACAGAUGAGACUCUCGACAUCCUUGAAACGGAACCUACAGGAACAAGUUGCUAUUUUCAGUUGAUAGUUUGCUAGCGUGGCACAGAACGCGCAAUGGUUCCAAAUAAACAAUUCCGUACUUCAGAUAACUAUAAAAAAAGGUGUGAAAAAUCAGCAUACAGAGCAGUUUCAUUAAUUUCUAUACUUCAUUUAGUUUGAGUGUAACUUUUGUACCACUUAUUUGCAAACGCUCCUCUUUUGAAGAGGACCAAGGCAUUGCCAAAAUGACAGAUCCAAAGAAGCACUGUAUUUGUACCCUACAUAUCUGCUAAAAUAACCAGAAAGGUAUUAGGGAAGUGACCCUGCGGGGGGAGGGGGGAAGCUUCUGGUCUUUGGAUUAAACAUUGAACAGGAAAAGAAGUGGGGGGGAAGACCUUAAUGGUUGGGAGAAACUGUCUUCAGGGAACACAAGCCUAAAGAUUUCACUGCCUCCUUGCUAGAGCAUAACUUUUCAUAAUCGUAGUGCUGGAAGGGCAGCACUGGUAAUUGCUGGAGUGUAGCAAUGUGUUUCAGGAAACCACUGUGUUCAUGGCAGGUCCUAGUAGUAUAAGGCUUCUUUGUUUUUUAAGCAGCUUAUGGUGUGAAGGACUCAUGAACUUUGGUGCUUUUUCUCCUUGUGGGUACAUUCUAUUCAGGAUUCAGGAGGUGGGUUACGAUUGUUCCCAAGAUGCAGAGUAGCAUCUCUGGGUGGCCCUCAGCCAGCUUGCCUCCAGUUCUACUCUCGAAUGAUCCAUGCUUGGUGUUCUAAAUGUAGAGAGCAAGACUAGAUGUCCUUGGAAUCUGCCAUCUCUGAAAUGCAGCAUGAUUUACAAACUGUCUCUCACUGUGUUUACCUCACCUUGAAGCCUUAAUUCCCCCUACGCACAACCAGUGAAUGGUCUACUCCAAUGCCAAAGGUUUGACCUUUCCCUUUACCUCAGCAAUAGUCCCAUAGCAUUUGUUUGGGGUAGACGGCAAAACACAGGGCUCUAAAUGGGUCUAAUGGGCUCAAGCCAAAGCUAUAAGGUCACCAUCUACUUAGACCAUAAUUGUGCCGGGCUUCUCGUGUAUUAGCAUUUGACGUUUGGUUAACUGCCAACGGCAGUUAAAUGUGCAGAAUUGGAUGCUGCAGGAUUUUCUUCUGCAUAAUGCAGGCCUGUUACAGGAAGAGUUUUAAAAGUCCUGGAAAAGUCCUUGCCUCAAAUUGGUGUACCGCUUGCUUUGAACAAGCGUUGUAUGCUGAUAGAGCACUAACUUAUUUCUCGAUCAAGGAAAAAGCUAUAAGCUGGCCAAUAAAAAAAAAAAACCAACCCAAACCUCCAGUUUUUCUAGUAAGUGUUUUCUUAAGAGGUUUCUUAGCUAAAGGGGAAAAGCCACAACGUAUAGGUCAUUGCAUAGCCUUAUUUAUAGAAUUCUAAAAGCUUCUUUACGUCCUUGCUGAGAUGUACAAACUACUGUAAUUCAUGGAUAUUGUCUCUGCAUUCAGCAAUUCAGAAAGUACUUCUGUUGCUUUUAUUGGCCUAGACUUUUCUGCUGGUUUUUUUUUUUUUUCCUAGCUGACCUUUUUAGGAUUUGUUACAGGCAUCCAGCAUUAAUAUAGCUUAAAACAGCUUUAGCACAAAUUCUUUAGGUGUAUAAUGAGUACUGACCUGCACCUUCUUUUCAAAGCUGACAAAUGCUAACCUUGGGUUUUACAGUAGCCAAUGAGGCUAGUUUUCUAUACAUUCAGCUUUUGAAAAGUUUUAAAUCCAUCCUAAUGAUGCACGUUCUAAUCUUACUUUGAUAUUUGUAGCUCUUAAAGCAAAAUCUCUUACUGUUGAGGAGUGUUCUUUUAAAUCUCUGCUAAACGCAUUAAAAACUCUUAAAGAAGAACCUGGGCUGUCUGUUUCUUCCGUUGGCUAACUCUACCCUAAUACACAUUGGGACCAGCUGGUAGAACAUGCUGCAGAACUUUUUACUUAUCCUCGUAGGUUUUUCCUGUGCUUUGACAAGAGUUGAUGCUCCUCCUUUCUUUCUUAUGUUUUUAUUAAACAUUCUUACAGAACAAUUGUACUUGGUCACAUUUUAUAUUAACAAUGUUUUAAUAAAGUCACUUUCAAUAGAACAUGCAA
Struthio camelus australis is the source of this 3092-nucleotide messenger RNA. Lineage: Eukaryota; Metazoa; Chordata; Aves; Struthioniformes; Struthionidae. The record is from RefSeq and is a predicted model, not a curated record.